CGGCUCCGGCUGCGGCUGCAGGAGGAGGAGGAGGAGGAGGAGGAGGAGGAGGGAGAACCCGCGGGAUGGCGGCUCCGCUGAGCGACGGGGACCGUCGGAAGCAGAUCAGCGUGCGGGGGAUCGCGGGGCUGGGGGACGUGGCGGAGGUGCGCAAGAGCUUCAACCGCCACCUCCACUUCACCCUCGUCAAGGACCGCAACGUCGCCACCCCCCGCGACUACUACUUCGCGCUGGCCCACACGGUGCGCGACCACCUCGUGGGGCGCUGGAUCCGCACCCAGCAGCACUACUACGAGCGGGACCCCAAGCGCAUUUACUACCUGUCCCUGGAGUUCUACAUGGGCCGCACUCUGCAGAACACCAUGGUGAACCUGGGCCUGCAGAAUGCUUGCGAUGAAGCCAUUUACCAGCUGGGUUUGGACUUGGAGGAGCUGGAAGAAAUCGAAGAAGAUGCUGGGCUGGGAAACGGAGGCCUGGGCCGCCUGGCAGCUUGCUUCCUGGACUCCAUGGCCACGCUGGGGCUGGCGGCGUACGGUUACGGCAUCCGCUACGAGUUUGGUAUCUUCAAUCAGAAGAUUGUCGACGGCUGGCAGGUGGAGGAGGCCGAUGACUGGCUACGCUACGGCAAUCCCUGGGAGAAAGCACGCCCCGAGUACAUGCUCCCUGUGCAUUUCUACGGCCGCGUGGAUCACACCCCUGAGGGCGUGAAGUGGAUCGACACCCAGGUUGUCCUCGCUAUGCCUUACGACACACCGGUGCCAGGGUACAAGAACAACACCGUAAACACCAUGAGGCUGUGGUCUGCGAAAGCGCCCAAUGACUUCAACCUCCAAGAGUUCAAUGUGGGUGACUACAUCGAGGCGGUGUUGGACAGAAACCUGGCAGAAAACAUAUCCAGAGUCCUGUACCCAAAUGACAACUUCUUCGAAGGCAAGGAGCUGCGGCUGAAACAGGAGUACUUUGUUGUGGCUGCUACCCUUCAAGACAUCAUCCGCCGCUUUAAGUCCUCGAAAUUUGGCUGUCGAGACCCUGUGAGAACAUGUUUUGAAACCUUUCCAGACAAGGUGGCUAUCCAGCUAAAUGACACCCACCCCGCCCUGUCCAUCCCAGAGCUCAUGCGGAUCCUGGUGGACGUGGAGAAAGUGGAUUGGGACAAGGCCUGGGAGAUCACGAAACGGACCUGCGCCUACACCAACCACACCGUGCUGCCCGAAGCCCUGGAGCGCUGGCCAGUCUCCAUGUUUGAAAAGCUGCUGCCGCGUCACCUGGAGAUCAUUUAUGCCCUCAACCAAAUGCACCUGGAUCGGGUGGCAGCUCUCUACCCUGGGGACAUCGACCGGCUCCGGAGGAUGUCGGUGAUCGAGGAAGGCGACUGCAAACGUAUUAACAUGGCUCACCUCUGCGUCAUUGGCUCCCACGCGGUCAACGGCGUGGCCCGCAUCCACUCGGAUAUCGUGAAGAACUCCGUGUUCAAGGAUUUCUACGAGCUGGAGCCCGAGAAGUUUCAGAACAAGACAAACGGGAUCACGCCAAGGCGCUGGCUCCUGCUGUGCAACCCAGGACUGGCUGACGUUAUUGCCGAGAAAAUCGGGGAAGGCUUUAUCACAGACCUGAGCCAGCUGAAGAAGCUACUGGAUUUCAUCAAUAAUGAGACUUUUAUCAGGGAUGUGGCAAAGGUCAAACAGGAGAACAAGCUGAAGUUCGCAGCCUACUUGGAGGAGCAGUACAAGGUGAAGAUCAACCCUUCGUCCAUGUUCGACGUUCAAGUAAAGCGAAUCCACGAGUACAAGCGGCAGCUGCUGAACUGCCUGCACGCCAUCACCCUCUACAACCGCAUCAGAAGCGAUCCGUCCAAAUCCUUUGUGCCCAGGACUAUUAUGAUUGGAGGAAAGGCGGCCCCGGGCUACCACAUGGCCAAGAUGAUCAUCAAACUCAUCACGUCCAUCGGUGAGGUCGUCAACAACGAUCCUUAUGUGGGGGACAGGCUCAAAGUCAUCUUCCUGGAGAACUACCGGGUAUCCCUGGCCGAGAAGGUGAUCCCAGCGGCAGAUCUGUCCCAGCAGAUCUCCACGGCCGGCACCGAGGCCUCGGGAACCGGCAACAUGAAGUUCAUGGUGAACGGGGCCCUCACCAUCGGUACCAUGGAUGGGGCCAACGUGGAGAUGGCCGAGGAGGCAGAUGAAGAAAACCUCUUCAUCUUCGGCAUGCGGGUGGAGGACGUGGAGGCACUGGAUCGCCGAGGGUAUAACGCCCGGGAGUACUACGAGCGCCUGCCGGAGCUGCGCCAGGCUGUCGACCAGAUCGGCAGCGGUUUUUUCUCCCCUCGAGACCCCGGUUGCUUCAAGGACGUUGUGAACAUGCUGCUGUACCACGACAGGUUUAAGGUGUUUGCCGACUACGAGGCUUACGUUAAAUGCCAGGGCCGAGUGGACGAGCUGUUCACGAACCCCCGGGAGUGGACUAAGAAAGUCAUCAGGAACAUCGCGUGCUCGGGGAAGUUCUCCAGUGACAGGACCAUCACGGAGUACGCCCGGGAUAUCUGGGGUGUGGAGCCCUCCGCCGCAAAAAUCCCCCCGCCCAACCUCCCCCGGGAUUGACGCAAGCACGGAGGGAAGGAAGGAGGGAUGGGCUCCGCUUUGAAGAAACAAGGCCCAUCCCUUCCGGGAGGGGAGAGAGCUGCUCUGGGGAGGAGCCCUGAGCGAGGAACAGGAGCUGGGGGAGAGGAGGAAGGACCCCGUGUUUGCACCCACGCCUCCAGCCUGCCCGCGCUUAGCCCGGCGCGUUCCACCGCUGCGCUCCACGCUUCGCAGAGGCUUUGCAGCUCAUUCCUCCACCUCCUCCCGCCCGCGGCCCGGCCCGCCCGCCCUCACCCUGCCCCACAAGCAGAGGGGGGGGUCUUGCAUCCUCCUCCCGUGGGGCCGCCAGCCCCCGGGGCAGGCACCGCUCCCCAGUGCUGCGUGCUCCAAGGAGGCGGCGAGAGGGCCUGGGGUCAGGGUCUCCUCCCACACCUCUUUGUUAGCCAGAAGCCCUCUAAGCCAGCCCUUCCAGGGAAUUUUAUCCUCCUGGCCUGCACAGAGAGGGCUGUACCCGCCCCAGCACAGCUGGAUGCUGGGUGCUACCCCGGGUGGCGGGGGGGGGAAGGUACCACAGCUCGUGUCCCUCCAGAGCCGGGUCACAGCGCUCCGCGUGUCCCUCCCUGGGCCUGGCGUCAAGAGUUUUAACACCCGCAGAGCCCACCAGUAACCCCCCUGUGUGACACCAACUCAUUAAAACAACCACCUGCUGGUUCGA
Molecule: messenger RNA, 3291 nt
Organism: Tyto alba (common barn owl)
Lineage: Eukaryota; Metazoa; Chordata; Aves; Strigiformes; Tytonidae
Gene: PYGB
Product: glycogen phosphorylase B
Exons: 20
Coding region: 66-2597 (843 amino acids)
Biological process (GO): glycogen catabolic process
Cellular component (GO): cytoplasm
Molecular function (GO): glycogen phosphorylase activity; pyridoxal phosphate binding
Source: RefSeq, a predicted model, not a curated record